Molecule: messenger RNA, 1379 nt
Organism: Vicugna pacos (alpaca)
Lineage: Eukaryota; Metazoa; Chordata; Mammalia; Artiodactyla; Camelidae
Source: RefSeq, a predicted model, not a curated record
GAGAAGGCGCAGGAGCGGCGGCGGCGGCUCCCGAGCACCCGAGGGGGUCCGAGCCCCGGCAGCUAGCCAACCCCGCGCCACAAAGGGAGCGCCCCCGCCGCCUGGCACGCCACCUCCCUCCCCAAUGUCCUCGGCCAUCGAGAGGAAGAGCCUGGACCCAUCUGAGGAGCCAGUGGAUGAGGUGCUGCAGAUCCCCCCGUCCCUGCUGACAUGCGGAGGCUGCCAGCAGAACAUCGGGGACCGCUACUUCCUGAAGGCCAUCGACCAGUACUGGCAUGAGGACUGCCUGAGCUGUGACCUCUGCGGGUGCCGGCUGGGCGAGGUGGGCCGGCGCCUCUACUACAAGCUGGGCCGGAAGCUCUGCCGGAGAGACUAUCUCAGGCUUUUUGGCCAGGACGGUCUCUGCGCUUCCUGCGACAAGCGGAUCCGUGCCUAUGAGAUGACGAUGCGGGUGAAGGACAAAGUGUACCACCUGGAGUGUUUCAAGUGUGCCGCCUGUCAGAAGCAUUUCUGUGUGGGCGACAGAUACCUCCUCGUCAACUCCGACAUAGUGUGUGAACAGGACAUCUACGAGUGGACUAAGAUCAAUGGGAUGAUAUAGGCCGGGGCCCGGCACCCCCGGGGAGGCGUUUCACUGAAGUCACUGUCUCCGCGGGGUCUUCACUCUUAGGCAUUUUGGGGGAUUUGAGGGUGGGUUGAGGCAUUUCUUAGGGGGUGUAGACCCUGACUGGGCACCAAGAAGCGAGACACAGCAUCUAAGGGACAGAAUGCAAGGGACAAAACUAAAGGUGACAAAAUGACUGGCCUCUAGGGAGAACUUCAGGACAGUGCCCACAGCCUGUUGGUAAUAACUGACAUGACUAGUGAAGGACAGGAGUGUUGGGAGGCGCUGGGCCAUCAUGGUGGGACUUCCCAUCUACAGAUGGGGACUUGUUCCGUCAAGACUCGUUAUGUCUUUGACCCUUGAAAACUAGAGACGUGCAAUUGAUUUCUUUUCUUCCUGGCUUUUAUGACAACCCUGUUCCAAUCACUGUCCUCCGCACAAGGGAAGGACAGAGAGAAGAGUGGCCAUCCUUUCCUUCCUGGCCACCUUCCCAAGGCCUUAAGCUUUGGACCCAAGAGGCACUGCAUGGAGACAACAUUUCAGUUGAGAAUGAAAACUGCAACUUUUAACCAAACAAUUAUUUAAAGCAAUGCUGAGGAAUCACUGUUUUUAGACACCUUAGUUUUGAGGUAAGAAGUUCCACAGAUUGUUUCUAUAUAAAUGUAAAUCUAAAAAAAAAAGUUGUUCAACUAUUUUAUUAUCUUAGAUUAUAUCAAAGUAUUUGUUGUGUGUAGUUAGAAAAAACUCUGCAGACAAUAAAAAUGACAGACUAAAA